Messenger RNA from Dipodomys ordii (Ord's kangaroo rat), 6848 nucleotides. RefSeq names its product B-cell CLL/lymphoma 11B (zinc finger protein) (gene Bcl11b). The transcript is spliced from 5 exons. Gene Ontology annotation, biological process: positive regulation of transcription by RNA polymerase II. The coding region runs from base 88 to 2562 and encodes 824 amino acids. Gene Ontology annotation, cellular component: nucleus. Gene Ontology annotation, molecular function: DNA-binding transcription factor activity; RNA polymerase II cis-regulatory region sequence-specific DNA binding. The record is from RefSeq and is a predicted model, not a curated record. NCBI's taxonomy places the organism in Eukaryota, Metazoa, Chordata, Mammalia, Rodentia, Heteromyidae.
AGGAGGCGGCGCGGCGGCGGCGGCUCGGACCCCUCCCCGGACCCAUCAGAGCGGCUCUCCGGGCGAUGCCGGAAUAGAUGCAGGGCCAUGUCCCGCCGCAAACAGGGCAACCCGCAGCACUUGUCCCAGAGGGAGCUCAUCACUCCAGAGGCUGACCAUGUGGAAACGGCCAUUCUCGAUGAAGACGAGGGUCUGGAGAUAGAGGAGCCCAGCGGCCUGGGGCUGAUGGUGGGUGGCCCCGACCCUGACCUGCUCACCUGUGGCCAGUGUCAGAUGAACUUCCCCUUGGGGGACAUCCUGGUUUUUAUAGAGCACAAGAAGAAGCAGUGUGGUGGCAGCCUGGGUGUCUGCUAUGACAAAGGCCUGGACAAGGGCAGCCCGCCACCUUCCUCACGCGCCGAGCUCAGGAAAGUCUCUGAGCCCGUAGAGAUUGGGAUCCAGGUGACUCCCGAUGAAGAUGAACACCUGCUCUCACCCACGAAAGGCAUCUGCCCCAAGCAGGAGAAUAUUACAGGGCCGUGCAGGCCUGCCCAGCUGCCAGCGAUGGCCCCCAUAGCUGCCUCCUCCUCCCACCCUCACACAUCUGUGAUUACUUCACCUCUGCGUGCCCUGGGCGCUCUCCCGCCCUGCUUCCCGCUGCCCUGCUGCAGCGCGCGCCCCCUGUCGGGCGACGGGACUCAGGGUGAGGGUCAGACGGAGGGUCCCUUUGGAUGCCAGUGUCAGUUGUCAGGUAAAGAUGAGCCUUCCAGCUACAUUUGCACAACCUGCAAGCAGCCCUUCAACAGCGCGUGGUUCCUGCUGCAGCACGCGCAGAACACGCACGGCUUCCGCAUCUACCUGGAGCCGGGGCCAGCCAGCAGCUCGCUCACGCCACGACUCACCAUCCCGCCGCCCCUGGGGCCCGAGGCCGUGGCCCAGUCCCCGCUCAUGAAUUUCCUGGGCGACAGCAACCCCUUCAACCUGCUGCGCAUGACGGGCCCCAUCCUGCGGGAGCACCCGGGCUUCGGGGAGGGCCGCCUGCCCGGCACGCCGCCCCUCUUCAGCCCGCCGCCGCGCCACCACCUGGACCCGCACCGCCUGAGCGCCGAGGAGAUGGGGCUCGUCGCCCAGCACCCCAGUGCCUUCGACCGAGUCAUGCGCCUCAACCCCAUGGCCAUGGACUCGCCGGCCAUGGACUUCUCCAGGCGGCUCCGCGAGCUGGCCGGCAACAGCUCCACGCCGCCGCCCGUGUCGCCGGGCCGCGGCAACCCUAUGCACCGGCUCCUGAACCCCUUCCAGCCCAGCCCCAAGUCCCCGUUCCUGAGCACGCCGCCGCUGCCCGCCAUGCCCCCGGGCGCCGGCACGCCGCCGCCGCAGCCGCCCGCCAAGAGCAAGUCGUGCGAGUUCUGCGGCAAGACGUUCAAGUUCCAGAGCAACCUCAUCGUGCACCGGCGCAGCCACACGGGCGAGAAGCCCUACAAGUGCCAGCUGUGCGACCACGCGUGCUCGCAGGCCAGCAAGCUCAAGCGCCACAUGAAGACGCACAUGCACAAGGCCGGCUCGCUGGCCGGCCGCUCGGACGACGGGCUGUCGGCCGCCAGCUCCCCGGAGCCGGGCACCAGCGAGCUGGCGGCCGAGGGCCUCAAGGCGGCCGACGGCGACUUCCGCCACCACCACCACCACCCGCACGAGAGCGACCCGUCGCUGGGCGCCGAGCCCGAGGAGGAGGACGAGGAGGAGGACGAGGAGGAGGAGGAGCUGCUGCUGGAGAACGAGAGCCGCCCCGAGUCCAGCUUCAGCAUGGACUCGGAGCUGAGCCGCAACCGGGAGAACGGCGGCGGCGGCGGCGUGGUCGCCAGCGCCACCUGCAGGGCGGCGGGGCAAGGACAGGCGCGGACCUUAGCCCCGCGCAAGCCCGCGCCGCUGCCCAGCCCCGGGCUCAACAGCGCGGCCAAGCGCAUCAAGGUGGAGAAGGACCUGGAGCUGCCGCCCGCCGCGCUCAUCCCGUCCGAGAACGUGUACUCGCAGUGGCUGGUGGGCUACGCGGCCUCGCGGCACUUCAUGAAGGACCCCUUCCUGGGCUUCACGGACGCGCGCCAGUCGCCCUUCGCCACGUCGUCCGAGCACUCGUCGGAGAACGGCAGCCUGCGCUUCUCCACGCCGCCCGGGGACCUGCUGGACGGCGGGCUGUCCGGGCGCAGCGGGACGGCCAGCGGGGGCAGCACGCCGCACCUGGGCGGGCCUGGGCCCGGCCGGCCCAGCUCCAAGGAGGGCCGGCGCAGCGACACGUGCGAGUACUGCGGCAAGGUGUUCAAGAACUGCAGCAACCUCACGGUGCACCGGCGGAGCCACACCGGCGAGCGGCCUUACAAGUGCGAGCUGUGCAACUACGCGUGCGCGCAGAGCAGCAAGCUCACGCGCCACAUGAAGACGCACGGGCAGAUCGGCAAGGAGGUGUACCGCUGCGACAUCUGCCAGAUGCCCUUCAGCGUCUACAGCACCCUGGAGAAACACAUGAAGAAGUGGCACGGCGAGCACUUGCUGACGAACGACGUCAAAAUCGAGCAGGCCGAGAGGAGCUGAGCGCGCGAGGGCGCGCACGCGCGCGCACACACACACGCCAGCGCGCAUGCCCGCACGCCAGCACACACGCCAGCGCGCAUGCGCGCAGGGGGAGGGUGGUCUCCUCCCACAUCCCCCUGUCCACCCCACACCCCAUUUCCCCCUCACACCUCCAGGCUCCCCGCACCUGUACAGUGGAACCAUUGCCAACCGAGAGAAUGCUGACCUGACUCGCCCCACCCCGCGUCACCGCCACUGAGCGCCCCUGCUGCGUCACCCCCACCCCGGGGAUGGUGGUGAGGGUUGGGGGGGUCACCCCCAAGAAGGCGGUGGCACUCCAACCUAACCUGUGUCUGCGAAGUCCUAUGGAAACCCGAAGCCUGAUGAAGGCAGUUUUAAAAAAAAAAAGAAAAAAAAUUGUGGAGCCUUUUAACUGUGCAAUAAUUUCUGUAUUUAUUGGGUUUUUGUAAGUUUUUGGGCAUGUGCAGGUACUUUUCUUUUUACUUCUUCUUCUUUCUGUUUAAAUUCCUUUCAAAAGAUUUUGUUGGGUAUCCAUCCUUUCUUCAUUUCACAACAACCACAAAAACAAAAAACCCACAAAAAAAUAAUCUCCACCCAGUAGUCUGAACAAGGACUCAAAAGCAAUGUAGAGGGAAACCUAUCUUUUAAAUUAUAAUUUUUUGUGUGGGGGGGCCGCUGCUUUUUUGAAACUUAAGCUAAGCAUGUGUAAUUUCUUGUGAAGAAGCCAACACUUAAAUGACUUUUAAAGUUGUUUACUUUUUUUUUUAAAUUCCUUCCUUGAUGAUGAUUUUUGUUCUGAAAUUUAAAAAGUGGCAUGUGUUUGGGGAGGGGGGACAUUUUUUAAAGUUUGUUUUUAUUGGGGAGGGGGUGGAUGUACAGCGGAUAACAAUCUUUACAAUCGUAGCACUUUGUGUCCGAAGCGGAAUGGAGAUGUAGCACUGAGCGGGGGGGCCCUGGUCCCCGAGGCCUUUUUCUGUAUUGACUUCAAGUUAUAGAAGGGAAACCUGGGAGUGGGGGGUGAGCUAGGGAAGGGACCCCCCCCAACUAACUAACUCAGUAUCCAGAGAGAAGCCCAGCUUCCAGGCUGCCCCCAAAAGGGCCCUGGAUGGAACAUGGCACCACUCCUGGUAGUUACCAGCAGAUCCUCACCCCUUCCCUGGACCUGGGCUGGGCCCGGGGAGAUGCGCUCGGCCCUCUGCUGUGGGAUCGGCUGUGUGGAAUGGGCUGGGCCGGUCAGUGGUCCGUGGCCCGCAGUGACACUGAAAGGAAGAAACCGGUGGACUUGGCGCAGGCGUCCUCUGACUUGACAGCUCCAGGCCCAGGUUCGUGUUGCUCCAAGCGGUACUCGAUCCCGGAGCGGACGCGCCCAGCGCCCUGAUGGUGGAUCCCGACGGCACGACCGGGCAGGACGGGGCGCCUGCCUCCUCCUGUUCCCCUCUUCCUAGCCAGCAGGGGAAGACCCCAGCUGAAGGGGCCCAGCGCUACUUCCCCCUUUGUUUUUGUUUUUGUGUUUCAUCUCCGAUUAGGUUGGAAGGGACGAAACAUUGGAUCAUUCAGAUUAGACAUUUGAUUCUGUUGACCCGCACUUUAAAGCUUUUGUUUGCAUUUAAAUUAAAUGGCUUCUAAACAAGAAAUUGCAGCAUAUUCUUUCUCUUUGGCCCAGAGGUGGGUUCAACUGCAAGGGACAGCUGAGAUUGAGUGUCAGUGUUGCUAAGCGUGGCAUUCACAAUGCUGGCACUAUAAAAAAAAAGUAAAAUGAUAAUUUAUUGGACAGUUUUUCUACUGCCAUUCAAUUUGACAUGAGUGCCUUGAAAACUGAUCUUCCUAUUUGAGUCUCUUGAGACAAAUGCAAAACUUGUUUUUCUUUUUUCCCUUUUUUUUUGUGGAAAUGAAAGACUUUUUAAAAAAUAAUACAAGAAAAAUACAUUCUUUAGAAACAAAGUCACCUUUAAUUAAAAAUAAUUUUUAAAAAUUCCUGGUUGAAGAUAGAGGACUUGUAAAUGCCAUGAGACCCAAUCAAAUGAAGAAACAAACCCAACACAACCGUGGACAUCCGAUAGCUGGACUUUCCUCAGCCCCCUUUGUUUUGGGACAACGCUGCUUAGGUGUGGAGUGGAGGUGAUUUUUACUGCUGAUUUAAAACUCAAGUGACACAUGUUGAUAUUGUUGAAUGAAAAAAACCAUUCAGGAACAACGGCUAAUUUUUUUCUAAAGUUAAAUUUAGUGCACUCUGUCUUAAAAAUACGUUUACAGUAUUGGAUACAUACAAGGGUAAAAAAAAAUAAUUGUGUGUAUGUGUGUUGGAGCGAUAAUUUUUUUUUCAAAGUUUGCUUCAUAGGUUAUUAAAAAAAUGCCGCAAUGGCUGCGUGUAUAUUGUUUUCUUUUGGUGAUGGGGUUUUAGUAUAUAUUAUAUAUAUUAAAAUUUCUUGAUUACUGUAAAAGUGGACCAGUAUUUGUAAUAAUCGAGAAUGCCUGGGCAUUUUACAAAACAAGAAAAAAAACACACCUUUUCUUUUCCUUGAAAAAUGUUGCAGUACAAUUUAAAUGGUGGGUCUAUAAAUUUGUUCUUGUCACAGUAACUGUAAAGUCGGAGUUUUAGUACAUUUUUUUCCUGCCUUGGGUGUUGAAUUUUUAUUUCAAAAAAAAUGUAUAGAAACUUGUAUUUGGGGAUUAAAAGGGGAUUGCUACACCAUGUAGAAAAAGUAUGUAGAAAAAAAGUGCUUAAUAUUGUUAUUGCUUUGCAGAAAAAAAUCACAUUUCUGACCUGUACUUAUUUUUCUCCCCCACCUCCCUAAGGAGUGGAUAUUUUGGUUGGUUCACAUGAUGUAGGCACUUGCUGUAUUUUUACUGGAGCUUGUAAUUUUUUAACUGUAAGCUUGUCCUUUUAAAAGGAUUUAAUGUACCUUUUUGUUAGUGAAUUUGGAAAUAAAAAGAAAAAAAACAAAAACAAACAGGCUGCCAUAAUAUAUUUUUUUAAUUUGGCAGGAUAAAAUAUUGCAAAAAAAAUUUGUAUGUUAAGUCCUAUUGUACAGGAAAAAGAAAAAGGGGUUGUUUGACAACCUUUGAGAAAAAGAAACAAAAGGAAGUAGUUAAAUGCUUUGUUUCACCAGUCAUUUGAGUUGUAUAUAUUUUUUUUUGUCGGAAUUGGCCUACACAAAGAACUGUUUGGAGUUGGGCUUCGGUUCAUCAGAAUGCCCUCAAUCUUGUACCAGGGCUCCUUGGGGUAGCCACAGCAGACUGGAUGAGAAAUGCUUUAUUUGUCUUCGUAGAAAAAUCCUGUUUUGUAAAGAUGUCAGGAACGUUCCACCAAGUCCCCCCUCCUUCCUCUAAGAGGCCAGGUUGUCUAUCAGAUGAGGAGAAGCAAGUGACUUCCCUUCCCUUCCCUGUGUUUGCUCGGACUGUGGUCAUUGGCUCCUCACCUUGGAGCACAGGGAAUGACUCCAGCUAUCUGAGUUAGUGCUUGAGGAGCUAGGAAAUAAAGCUGGAGACCAGCGUGGGGCGUGGGAUCUGGGAAGGAGACUCUCAACCAGGCAACUGGCACCUUUGUUCCAUGGAGAGUGUGGGCCUGUUUUCUUCUCUGCUUUGCUGCUUCUCUCUCUGAAACCUCCAUUCAGUCAGUUACGGAAUGACAAGGGCCUGGGAUGAAUGAAUUUGGUGCCUUCCCUCUCUCUUUCCUCUUUCCCCCUGUCCUCCAGCCUCUGUGGGUCAGUCCCUUAUCUGUGCAUUUCAUCUUUAUUUCAUUUCAUCUCUCUCGCCUUUUCUGUCCUUCUGAGUCACACUUUUUGUUUUUUAUUUUUGGUAAAGCCAAGAAGCUUUAAGAUUCUAUAUCAGGAAGCCCCCCACCCCCACCUUUUAAUUUUUUUUUUAAUUUCAGGAAAUGUAAGGAACCAUUAUUUCAGGUUUUGGAAGUGUAUAUCCAUGUAUCCUUCUGGGAAGUUCCUUACUAAAUGCAGAGAUCUUUCCUCUGGGAGCUUGUCCACCAUCUCCUGGCCACUUCCCUUUGCAAAGUGAGAAGGGAUGGAGGGAGUGGAGAGCAAGCUCUUUUCCGCCUUUAUGCCCCCAAGGCCCAGUGCUGCCCUGCCUUUCCUCUGCCCUGUUAGCUGCUCAGGGGCCUUUCUGUGGGCCUCCUGCGGUCUUCAACGCUAGCCAACUCUCUCACCAGCUUCCCACCAAGUCACCAGAAUGCCAGGACUAAGCCAUCCUAAAGCACAAGGAUUGUGUGUCUCUCUCAACUUCUUUUAAACUCUCUUCGGAGUUUAAAACAAGAAACAAAUGGAAAAAAAAAA